Messenger RNA from Chiloscyllium plagiosum (whitespotted bambooshark), 2096 nucleotides. The record is from RefSeq and is a predicted model, not a curated record. NCBI's taxonomy places the organism in Eukaryota, Metazoa, Chordata, Chondrichthyes, Orectolobiformes, Hemiscylliidae.
CCCCUUCAGGGUGAAGAAGUUCUGCAGAAAUUGAAAGAAGUUUCUAAGGUUCUGAAUGUCCGUAUCGCUGUCAGUAAACCAUCGAGGACAGGAACUCUGAAUGACCUGCAUCUUCUGGAGAAGAAUGGAGCAAAGUUUACAGUUGUGGACAUGGCCAGACUGACGGCUGGAGUUCUACAUACAAAAUUCUGGAUUGUUGACAGGAAACAUGUAUACAUUGGAAGUGCCAAUAUGGAUUGGAGAUCGUUGACUCAGGUUAAGGAGCUGGGAGCCAUUAUCUUCAACUGCAGCCAACUGGCUGAGGAUCUGGGCAAAAUUUUCGAGGAGUACUGGAAUCUCGGUGGGCACAACAGCAGCAUCCCAUCUCCAUGGCCUAGUAAUUACUCAACAUUCUACAAUGAGAAAAACCCUAUGGUGCUGGAGCUCAACGACAGUCCAGCCAGUGUCUAUUUCUCAAGCUCUCCCCGUGCAUUGUGCCCAGAUGGACGGACUGAGGACCUUGCCUCCAUUCUCAGUAUCAUCGAUGAUGCAAAAAAGUUUGUGCAUGUGGCAGUCAUGAAUUAUAUUCCAGUAACUGUGUUCUCUUAUCCCAGAAGAUACUGGCCAGAUAUUGACACGCAUCUGCGGAAGGCUGCAUUUGAACGGAAAGUGAAAGUACGGCUCCUAAUUAGCUGCUGGUCACACUCCAACCCAUCCAUGUUCCCUUUCCUCCGGUCACUGGCAGCUCUGAAGAGUCAUGAGAGCCAUCUAAAUGUGGAAGUGAGAAUUUUCGUGGUGCCAGCAACACCGGAACAAAGUAGCAUUCCCUAUGCACGAGUCAAUCACAACAAGUACAUGGUGACGGACAGAGUGGCUUAUGUUGGGACUUCCAACUGGUCUGGUGACUACUUUAAUAACACAGCAGGUGUGGGCCUGGUGGUUAACCAGAGCAGCACAAUGAGGCACUCCUCAGGCUCUUCCGUGCGAAAACAACUGCAGGAUGUGUUUAGUCGAGACUGGCACUCACCGUUUAGCAAACCCCUGACUGAAGGUGAGGAUUGGAGUCAGAUCUGUAAAUAUAUCUAACAGGUCUGUGGAGAAAUUAUUCACUCAGUGCCAAUGUUGAACCAACAUGAGAACCAAAAUCCUGCACAACCCAAAAAUGGAUCUGGAAUCCUAAUUGAUCCUGAGUCUCAUUCAUCAAUGCCCUUCAAGGUGUAACAUUCGACAGCGAGUGAUGGCAAAAGAUGUGAUCAUGGAGUUGAAUUUUCAUUGAGUACUUCUGAUCAGUCGACAAUCUUGACAGAAGAUCCUGGGAAUCACAACUUUGCCAUUGCUCCAGGAUUGCCUUGAGAAAUGAGUGGACUAUCUUUCAUAGAAAUUCAACCUGACAGAAAUUGGUACUUGUGCAGAAGCUGUCUGGCAAUGAGUGUUACCAACACCCUUGUAAUUACCCUGGGAUUACUGCAUACUGCCUUUGUAUUCCUGUGUGUUCACAGUCUGAGUCAGAUUGUCAGGCUGGGUGGGUCUCUAAAUGCUGGACCUACCACUUAUCGAGAUAUGAGCCAAGAUCAAUGUCUCCCUGGUCAGUUGCUGUAAGAAUCCUAACAGGUAAUGUGUUUGUCAACCUGCUGGAUUUGGUCCAUAUUGGCAAAGUAGCUUUGAUUCAGUAAUCUCACAUGGAGCAUACAGGCCAACAGUUGCAAAGCGGUCACCACAGUGCUAUGGACGCCACACUGCUCUUGUCAGUCUGCUCUACGAAGAACCUUUAUUCUGUAUUUGACACCUUGCUGUACCUGAUCUGGGAGUGUUGGGGACAGUGUGAAGGGAGCUUUUUAUCUGACCUGUGCGUAUCUGUUCUGGGAGCGCAUGAUGUUUGUUCCAAUUCUAACAGGAACAACUUACAGUAUAAGUACCUCCAAAGGAAAUAAAAAUGUGUUUGCACAGAUAUAAUUUUAUUUGAUCCAGUUUCCCCAUUAAGUGGCCACAUUAAAUGUGGGGAGAAUGCCAGAGAUGUUGGAGCUUGAUGUACUGCAUUUUCAAUGCACAUUAUGCGACCUUGUACUGUACACCUACUUUUGUCAGUUUUGAAAUAAAAUCUAUUUUCAGUUCAACAA